Molecule: messenger RNA, 1542 nt
Organism: Colletotrichum truncatum
Lineage: Eukaryota; Fungi; Ascomycota; Sordariomycetes; Glomerellales; Glomerellaceae
Product: cyclopropane-fatty-acyl-phospholipid synthase
Biological process (GO): cellular response to biotic stimulus
Source: RefSeq, a predicted model, not a curated record
AUGGCUUCCGAGAAGCGUCAACGGGGCGAGGAGCUUGAGGGAGAUAUUACCUUCAUCAAGACCCCCGCUCCCGCACCCCUCAAGUUCAGCACCAACGAGGACUGCGGUGUCAAGACCACCAACUACCCCACCAUCAACAACCCUCCUCUUCCUGCUGAAGGCCCUGGCCAUGAGUCCUUUUCGAACUGGGUUCUCGGAGGUCUGAUGUUCGGUGUCCCCUUGUGGCUCACCCGAACCUUUGGCGGCGGCUUGAAGACCUACAUCUUCUUCGUCCUCGUCUGCUUCCUCCCCAGCUUGAUCGUCGUCUGGACCGUCGCCUCGACCUACUCUCCCCGCAUGAACGAGAAGGCCAAGCUCCCCGGCCGCCCUGUUGAGCACUACAUCACCUUCAAGAAGGAGGCCGACCGCCAGAGAUGGCGCGGCCGUAACAAGAUCCCCAUCAAGACCUUCUACGAGAUGUACUUUGACGGCGAGGUCGACUUCAACGGCGACUGCCUCGAGGUUAUGGAGUACCGCCACGACUGGGCCACCUUCCAGUUCACCUGGCCCGUCCUGCAGUUCAUCCUCUUCACCUUCUUCCGCGACGUCGCUUUCCACUCGCGUGCUCAGGAUGAGGAGCAGAUCCGUCCCACCUACGACACUGGCAACGACCACUACUCCUGGUUCCUCGGCCCCCGCAUGAUCUACACUAGCGGUGUCUUCUCCGACAUCACCCGCGAGGAGACCCUCGAGGAGAUGCAGGACAACAAGAUGGCCAUCGUCUGCGAGAAGAUCGACCUCAAGGAAGGCGAGUCCAUGCUCGACAUUGGCUGCGGAUGGGGUACCCUCGCCAGAUUCGCCAGUGUCAACUACGGCGCCCACGUCACCGGAGCUACCCUCGCCCGCAACCAGGCCGCCUGGGGUAACGACGCCCUCCGCCGCGCCGGCAUCCCCGAGAGCCAGAGCAACCUCCUCUGCAUGGACUACCGUGACAUUCCCGUUCGCAAGUACAACAAGAUUACCCAGCUCGAGAUGGGUGAGCACGUCGGUAUCAAGCGUCUUACCGGUUUCUUCCGCCAGUGCUACGAUCUUCUCGAGGAUGACGGUUCCAUGUUCGUUCAGCUUUCUGGUCUCCGCAGACCCUGGCAAUACGAGGAUCUUAUCUGGGGUACCUUCCUGAACAAGUACAUCUUCCCUGGUGCCGAUGCCUCCACUCCUCUUUGGUACUACAUCAGCUGUCUCGAGAAGGCCGGAUUCGAGGUUAAGAGCGUCGACACCAUUGGCGUCCACUACUCCGGCACUCUCUGGCGCUGGUACAGAAACUGGCUCGGCAACUCCGAGACCAUCAACGCCAAGUACGGCCAGCGCUGGUACCGCAUCUGGGAGCUGUUCCUCGCCUGGUCCACCAUCGCCUCCCGCCAGGGCAGCGCCACCUGCUUCCAGAUGGUCGUCGUCAAGAACCUGAACGCUACCCACCGUAUCGAGGGCUGGGCUUCCCAGUUCGGUCUCUCUGGCGCCCUCGCCAAGGCCAAGGCCAAGGGCAAGGCUGUCCUCGCCCAAUAA